AAAAAAAAAAACCUUGUGUGCGCAUGUGUUGGUUUUCCAAACAGAAUAUCUCAUCUGCUCUGACAACAGCAACCGCAGAAUUAUAUAAAUGUGCAAACUCACCCUAAGGGUGAUGGCUCCCCUACCCCCACCCCAAUUUCGAUUGCAUUCUGUACCAUGCGGCUAUUUGUGGUGGCUUGGAGGGGGAGGAUCUGCAAGAUGGCGAAUCAGCAGCCGGAUCUUGUUUUACUUCCUUCCCCCCCACACCUUCUUCCCGCAGCUGCAUGGAAUUUUCCUCCACCCGGGCUUGUGUGGGUGAUGAAUGUGUGGAUGCGUGAGAGUUCAGUUCCAGGAUUUUUGGAAGGCACCGAAAGGAAAGAAGGUAUCCAGAGGCUUUCUCUGUGUACCUGCCUUCUAUGAGAUAUGUGAAAAAUUUGUUUCAGUUUGUAACUAUUUGACAGUAAGAACAACAAAAAUAUAUUUCUUUCAAAUUCAAAAUUGAAACUGAUCAGAAUAAGCUGAGGAGCACAAUGUCUCAAGAAUGACUCUGAACAUUGAAUAUCAAAAUUAAGACAGCUGCUAGACUUAAAUAAGCGGCAUCCUUCAGCCUAUACUAGUUUUGUGUUCCCAGGAUCAGUUUGUGAGCCACACUGAAGAUAGAAAAUGCCUAAGCGAAAAUGCGUCUUUACUGACAAACUGAAGCAGAAAUAUCCCCAUUUUCGCAAAGGAAGAGAUGACUAUGAAGCAGAGUGCUUGGUCUGCAAAGCUGGCACGUUUGUGUCAGUUGCACAUAAAGGUGCCAGUGAUCUGGAGUACCACAUGUCCUCUGAAAAGCACAAGAAAGCCCUUGGAGGAGACAGUUGGUCUGCAAAGCUGACUGAAUUUUUGGGGACGCCAGGCACGAAAGCCGAGGAUGCUCUUGCUGCAGCGGACAGCACGCUACCCUUGCACACCAUCCCAAGUUGCAACAGCUACAAAUCAACAGGCCGCACGUCUGACUUAUUCAGAAAGAUAUUUCCUGAUGCAGAGAUAGCGCAAAAAUUUUCCAACACCCGGACCAGAACAGAAAGUCUUGAGAACUCUAUGCUUGCCCAGCAUGCAGUGAGCCUUGACCUGAAGGCCCUGGAAGACCACAGCAUCCCCUUCUGCGGGGUGGCUAUAGAUGAUAGCAGCCACAGGGCCCUGAAAAUGGUCCCUGUCCUCAUCCAAUAUUAUGACUACAGGAACGGCGGCUUGAAGACCAAGCUCCUGGAACUUCAGGAAAGUCCCACCGAGAUGGACGUCUCAGACUCUCUUGUCAAAGCUCUUAAGAAACACAGAUUGCUUCAGAAGUGCGUGGCCUUCGCGGGGGACAACUGCAACACCAUGUUUGGCGAACUUCGGCAAGACGAGGAGGCGAGGACUGUGUUCGCCAAGCUGAAGAAAGCCCUCCAGAGAGAGACGUUGAUUGGGGUGUGCUGCCCUGCCCACAUUUUGCACAACUGCAUCCACCACGGAGCAGACGCCCUGGAGGUGGACGUUGAGAAUGUCAUCCUAAAGAUCUACCAGUACUUCCACAUCUACGCGGUGCGGACGGAGUCCCUGCAAGAAUACUGCGAGUUUGUGGAGGUAGAAUACAAGCGGCUGCUCUCCCACAGCAAGACCCGCUGGCUGUCCUUGUUCCCCGGCAUCACGAAGCUGCUCCAGAUGCACUCGGCCCUGAAGUCCUUCUUCUUGGGCCAGAGCAACCCGCCCGCCGUGCUCAAGAGCUUCUUUGAGCACGAGUUCGGCGAGCUCUACCUUUGGCACAUGCACUCGCUGAUGAACGCCUUCCAUUUGCACAUCGAAGAGAUGGAGCGGGAAAAUAACUCCCUCGUGGAGGUGAUGAAGACGCUGGACUCGGUGCGCACCAUCCUGCUUGACCGUAGAGCCCAGAACUUCAUGUCCCUGACGGUGAAGGGGAUGCUUGCAGACAAGCGCAAGGAGGGGCUGGAGGAGGGAUGCGACGUCUUCUCCGAUGCCGUGCGUCGCCUCUACGGUAAUUGCAUAGACUACCUGGAGAUGUGGAUGGCAUCUCUGCAAGAGUUUUCCUGCUUCACCUGGAUGGCCCUGAGUGACACGCCGAGCUGGAGUGACGUGGAAGCAUGUAUAACGUAUUUGAUUGAGAAAGGCAUAGAGAUUGAUGACAUCAGGUGUUUUGAUCAGUUCAACAACCUGAAAAAAUUUGUGGAAGCUUCCAGCGAUGAAGAAGAAUUCCAGCAUCUGCUUUCACAUCAAAAGUGGACCAAAUACUUCCUGAAGGCUAAAGCCAUUGAAUGCUAUUCAGAACUGUUAAAAAUUGCACAGUUCUUCUUCGCAAUUCCCUCCCACAGUGUAAAUAUGGAAUGGAGCGCUUCUUUUCAUUGAUACAAGACCCUGUGGGUCAAGGAAAGGACCUGUUCGAACGGCCUACCAUUUAAUUUUAAAAAUAACUGUUGGAAACAUUUCUGUGCAUGCUUUGCUCGAAAGAGAAAUGCUCAUACACUCCACAGGAAGAAACAGAAAAAGGCUAUGUGUCUUUUGGGGUAUACCAUCUGUUCAUAGUAGAUGGCAGCAUCCCCCAUCCUUUUGGGUGUCAGCGUUCCAAGUAACCUGAAGUGAACCAAGCUGAGGCCAUCUCGGAGGCUUCAGAGUUGCCAUUGGGUACCAGGGACCAGUUCCGUGGAGAAUGGUUUUUCCGUGGACUGAAGGGGGCAUGGUUUCAACAUGCUGCCUGCAUCCCGCGGAUGGGGCUUUGCUUGUUUGUGCAGGCCAGUUUCUGGCAUGCCGCGACCCGGUGCCAUUCCAUGGACUGGGGGUUGAGGAUUCCAGCUUUAAAGUAUCAUCUAUAAUUAGAAGUAUCAGUGAUGGUUCUGUUUUUGUCAUUAGUCGUGGCCUUUAACCUCAUUACUGAUUCAGAAAGCUUCUCAUUGAACCAGGUUUGGGAUCAAUAGCAAAACUGAAGGGGAAAAUUCUUCUUUCAAGUUAUUUCUUUUACUUGCAAAGGCACUUUUGCGAUGUCACGAAGUUGGCAGGCUCACAGAGUAGCACAGAGCAAGAUGUUCUGCAAUCUGGGAUCUUCUGCCUGAGCUCUGCUGUAAAGUUUUUUUUUUAAUUUCUACUUCCAUAAUUUACUUAUUACUGAUUUUCGCUCUUGUCUUGUCUUUGUUCUUUUGUAUCUUUUGACCUUGUUCCCUCUCUUAUUGCUCUUUCUUCCUGUUCUUUCAUCCUCUCUUCUUUCUCUUUUACAUUUUCCUCUUGGUAUCCAGUCUCUCUUGCUUCACCCAAUUUUCCGUCAUCUAAUGGUCCCAAAAAUUGCUCAUAAAAUAAUUUCGCUUUUUCAAUAGAAGCUAAUCUACAUCUGUUUUUGCCAUGUCACCAGUAUUCCAUCUGGUAUUAGCCACCUAAAACUCACUCCUAUUGUAAUUAGAAGUUUUGUUAGGAAAAGAUAUUCUUUCCUCAAGUCUCUAACUCUUCUGGGUAUUUGUCUCAACACUCUUUAUAUUUCUCUCUUUAUAAACACUCUAUAUUUAUCUCUUUAUAUUUCAUUGCAGUGUUUCCUGUUAUUUGUAGUAUCUCUGUUUUUAUCACUUUUUGUGUAAUUCUUACAUGAACUUCUCUCGGUAAUUUAUUUCUCAUUGUGUAUCUUGUGGGUACUCUAAAUACCUCUUUGAUCUGAUUAAAUAUCUUCUCCUUAGGUUCUUCCAUCACUUCUGCCAACAUCUCUGCCAUUAUAUCUGGUAGGUUUUCCCCUUUUUCUUCCUUUAUAUUUUGAAAUCUUAGAUAAUAAUCGGAGCGCUCCAUCUCAAGGGAAAUAAUUGUUCUCGCUUGAUUUUUAUCCAUUGAUAUCAAUUUUUCCUCUAAUUCUUUCAUUCCCUUUUCUAUCAAAUCCGCUUUUUCCUCUACUUUUUGCAUUCUGUCUUCAUUUUUCCCAAUCAUCUCCUUCACUUCUUUUAAAUCCUCUUUCAAAUCACAGCAGUCUUUUAGGAGCUGAGACUUCAAUCCAUUUCCAAGCUAGAGCUUUUAACCGCUGAAAAGCUAACCCUCUUUCACUGCUUAAUAGCGGAACCGAUGGAUAAAAAAGCCCCCUCUUUAAGUUAUUUUACCAAUUAGUGCUUCUAUAAGAAAAGACUUUGAAGGGGCUUUAAGGCAAAAAAUCCCCUUACUUUCCCCCUCCCCCUUCUUUUUGCCCUUGGAGAAAUUGGGUAUGUCUAGUUUGAUGGAAAGAAGGACUAGGGGUGACAUGAUAGCAGGGUUCCAAUAUUUGAGGGGCUGCCACAGAGAAGAGGGGGUCAACCUAUUCUCGGAAGCACCUGAAAGCAGGACAAGAAGCAACGGAUGGAAACUAAUCAAGGAGAGAAGCAACCUAGAACGAAGGAGAAAUUUCCUGAAAGUGAGAACAAUUAACCAGUGGAACAACUUGCCUCCAGAAGUUGUGAAUGCUCCAACACUGGAAGUUUUCAAGAAGAGAUUGGAUAACCAUUUGUCUGAAAUGAUAGAGGGUUUCCUGCCUGAACAGGGGGUUUGGACUAGAAGACCUCCAAGGUCCCUUCCAACUGUUAUUCUAUUCUAUUCUAAAUCUGGCAAAGACAACAGCCACAUCUGGCUUAGAAAGACAGCUUCUGGUUUAUGAGCUAAGUAAUUUGCCAGAAGUUAUAGAAGAUUUCUCAUUCAAAGAAUGUUGGAGCAGCUAAGCUGAGCAGGACAGAAUAGAGACUAUGGAUGAACCACAAGGGGCCUGAUCUCUUUAGAAAGCCAUCAAACCCAGUGUUGUGACUCCAGCCCCCGAACCUGGCUCCAUGCCCGAAAGUGAUUCCGAGAGUGAGGGGGAAGGGCCGGUAAGACUUACCUCGGGAGCACCGAUUCCUUUGGCCCGGCUCCAGGAGCCAGAACCAGAUCAGUCGGAGGACGUAAUGAGACUGUCAUCCCCUGAUUCCUCCCUUCCCCAGGCUACGCCUUCAGACCCAGUUGAUAAUAAUAAUAAUCAAGCUUGGAUCGACCCGCGCUUCAGAAGAUUAGACAGGCGGCGUCAUCAAAGGGAAGGGUGGGGCAGGAGCCCCACCCCACAGGAUAUAUAAGGAGCUUUGGGAUUGCUCUCACUCCACGGGAAGCAAAAGUUUAGCUGAACCGUUUCAAAAAGAGCUGAAAGUCUUGCUACGUGAGUCACUUGUUUGAACUUUGGCAGGCAGCUGCGAUUUCUCUGCCAGGACUGAUAAGAGCCGUGAAUCCACUGGCUGAAGGCCAGCUCGUGGCUCCGAAGUGGGGAAGGAGACAAGAACACCCAGAGAGAAGAUUCCCAGUGCCGUAUGAUGGACCCUGUAUUAUUAAGACACACUUUAAUAAAAUGACACAGUAUUCAACCGCAGUAUCAGGCCUGGCCUCAAGCAUUUCUGUGGGUGCAGGACCGAUUUUGCUGCCUGGAAGCUAGCAGAGGUCAUUUAAAUGGUAGCCAAAUCCUCCAAAUGAAUCAGAAAAGUGGCAAGAAGUGCAAUUUUCUAUAAAGGAAAGAGAAAAGUAGGCAUUGUUUUAUUUUUUUUAAAAAGUGUCCCUUUAUUUACCAAAUUAGUAAAGUAGUAUAAAUACAGGUAAUCCUCGCCUUACGACAAUGAAGCCCAAAAUUUCCGUUAUUAAGCCAGACUUUGUUAAGUGAGUUUUGCCCCAUUUUACGACCUUUCAUACUACUGUUGUUAAGUGAAUCACUAUGGCUGUUACGUUAGUAACAAGUUUGUUGAAUUCUAUCUGGCUUCCCCAAUGACUUUGCUUGUCAAAAGGUCACAAAAGGGGAUCACACGAUCCCGGAACGUUGCAAAGGUCAUAAACUGGAACCAGUUGCCAAGUGUCUGAAUUUUGAUCAUAUGAUCAUGGGGAUGCUACAAAAGUCGUAACUGUGAAAAACAGUCAAGUCACUUAUUUUCCGUGCUGUUGUAACUUUGAACAGUCACUAAAUGAACUGCUGUAAGUUGAGGACUACCUGCGUAUAUUUAAAUAAAUAAGCCCAUUAAAAAAAUCAUUCGCAAUUAAAUAUUUGAAUUUAAA
Messenger RNA from Ahaetulla prasina, 6012 nucleotides. RefSeq lists its product as uncharacterized. The transcript is spliced from 3 exons. The record is from RefSeq and is a predicted model, not a curated record. Lineage: Eukaryota; Metazoa; Chordata; Lepidosauria; Squamata; Colubridae. Bases 643 to 2364 code for a protein of 573 amino acids.